AUGAGCGACACUAAAUGUUUGGAAUCGCGUCUUUUCGUCGAUGAUGCGAUCUUGCAACGCCAUCGUGUUAGUGAUUAUAAAGAAAACUACGUAUGGAAAACUCGUGAUCCACUUGCCCAGGUUAAUCCGUCUUUAGCAAAGCCAAGUCAACACUUUAAACCAUUCUAUGAAAAGAAAAUAAAAUUUCUUACCCAAAAGACGUUGCCCCCUUCAAGUGUAACUCAUUCUGAUUUUUUAUGGGAGCCGGAUCAGCCAAAAGGGUCAUACGUCACUAUGCCAAUGCAAGCUGCAGUUGCUAAUACUCCUGUUACUGUCGAGUACAAUAAAUCCGGUUAUGGAAAAUAUUUGGACACACAAGCGACCACACAACGUUUGGAUUACUGUUAUCGAUCUCCUAAUGACAUAAUGAACGGUAUAGCUGCCCACGAUAAUAUAACAUUUUGGAAUUGGAAAAAUUUCGAAUGUAGCACUAAACACGCGACUAAUGGCGAACCCGCUCGGUUAUGUGAUAAAAUGCCAUCAAUCGAAUGCGAAAAGCGACGUUGCGAAUUUAUUAAUCAAACUCAACGUGUGCCCAAUUCUGGAAUGACUACAGAAGUACGUGAAAACUAUUUGGCUCCAGCUGCCAGAGAUACAAGUAGUGAUUACGAUAAUACUCAAUUUCGAAGCGAUAAUUUUUUCGAUCCUGAUGCAAUAAGACAAACAAAAACUGAGUAUAGCAUAAUAGGUAGUGGCGAUCCUACCGAAAAAUUCGUCUAA
This is a messenger RNA of Glossina fuscipes, 759 nucleotides long. RefSeq lists its product as uncharacterized. Bases 1 to 759 code for a protein of 252 amino acids. The transcript has a single exon. The record is from RefSeq and is a predicted model, not a curated record. NCBI's taxonomy places the organism in Eukaryota, Metazoa, Arthropoda, Insecta, Diptera, Glossinidae.